This is a messenger RNA of Neurospora tetraspora, 1560 nucleotides long. Its product is annotated as pyridoxal phosphate-dependent transferase. NCBI's taxonomy places the organism in Eukaryota, Fungi, Ascomycota, Sordariomycetes, Sordariales, Sordariaceae. The transcript has 4 exons. Bases 1 to 1560 code for a protein of 519 amino acids. Gene Ontology annotation, molecular function: pyridoxal phosphate binding. The record is from RefSeq and is a predicted model, not a curated record. Gene Ontology annotation, biological process: biosynthetic process.
AUGGCUUCCCACCAGCACCCCCCUGGUCACCAUGGUGCCUUCCACAACCGGAAGUUCAGCAUCAACCGCAACACUGGUAUCCCCAGACCUGCCCGUCGCUUCUCCAUUCAAGAGCCCAGCAUUACUGAGGCAUCCAGCGAUAUCCACAAAAAAUUCAGAGCAGCUCAUGAGGGACAUCUUCCUCAUGCUGGCCUGGAUGCCACUCGAUCCUCCACCGGAGUCAUCUGGUGCUCCGAGCAAGCCGGCGAGCAUGGUUACUUUGAGGAGCCCGAGAAGUGGGCAAACCUCGGACAGGGCGCCCCCGAAGUCGACGACGAAAUCGAGGGCUGCUUCCCCCGCCCCCAGCACCUCGACAUCUCCGUAAACUCGCGCGAGUAUGGUCCCACAGCCGGCAUCAAGCCCCUCCGCGAAGCCGUCGCCAACCUCUACAACGAGAUGCACCGCCAAGGCAAGGAGUCCAAGUACACGUGGGAGAACGUCGCCAUCGUCCCCGGCGGCCGCGCCGGCCUGAUCCGCAUUGCCGCCGUCCUCAACAACGCCUACGUCGGCUUCUUCAUCCCCGACUACACGGCCUACAACGAGAUGCUUUCCCUCUUCAAGAACUUCGCCGCCAUCCCUGUCCCGCUGUCCGAAGAAGACGACUACCACAUCCACCCCGAGAAGAUCGCCGAGGAAAUCGCCCGCGGCACCUCCGUCAUCAUCACCUCCAACCCGCGCAACCCCACCGGCCGCGUCGUCGCCAACCCCGAGCUGGCUGAGAUCCAAGAUAUCUGCCGCGAGCGCGCCACUCUGGUCUCUGACGAGUUCUACUCGGGAUACAACUACACCUCCAACUGCGACGGCACCACCAUCUCCGCCGCCGAAAACAUCAAAGACGUCGACGAGGACGACGUCCUAAUCAUCGACGGCCUGACUAAGCGCUUCCGCUUGCCCGGCUGGCGCGUAGCCUGGAUCUUGGGUCCCAAGGAGUUCAUCAAGGCUAUUGGCUCGUGCGGCUCUUACCUCGACGGCGGCACCAACGUUCCCUUCCAGGAGGCGGCCAUUCCUAUGCUCGAACCUACCUUGGUAAAGGCAGAGAUGAAGGCGUUGCAGCGCCACUUCAUGGACAAGCGCGACUUUGUCGUCGGCCGCCUUCGCGAGAUCGGUUUCUCCAUCAAAGCCGUCCCCGACAGCACUUUCUACCUGUGGCUUAACCUCGAGUGGCUGCCCAACCCCAUUUCCGACGGAUUGAACUUCUUCCAGGCCUGUCUCGAAGAGAAUGUGAUCGUCGUCCCGGGUAUCUUCUUCGAUUUGAACCCCAGCAAGCGUCGCGACUUGUUUGAUUCCCCCUGCCACCAUUUCGUGCGCUUGUCAUACGGCCCGACGCGCGAGGUCCUGGAGAGAGGAUGUGAUGGCAUUGAGCGCGUGGUCAGGAAGUUCCAGGCGUUGGAGGCUCAGGGCGCUUAUGAAGUCCCUAGGGCGCCGAGCCCGAGCAGGACAGAGGGCGAGAAGGAGAGUAAUCUUGUGCCUAGUGCCGGUGGUGGGGAGAGGGAGAAGGAUGAGAUUUUGCAUUUGCUUUAA